Molecule: messenger RNA, 513 nt
Organism: Macrobrachium nipponense
Lineage: Eukaryota; Metazoa; Arthropoda; Malacostraca; Decapoda; Palaemonidae
Product: SCAN domain-containing protein 3-like
Exons: 1
Coding region: 1-513 (170 amino acids)
Source: RefSeq, a predicted model, not a curated record
AUGUUUUCCUGCAAGGAGGCAAUUACAGUUAUAUCCACCGAUCUGCUUGAUGAUGACCUAGCAGUGUAUGUUGACCAUCUGAAGCAGUUGCAUAAUGAUAUGGUCACUCGCUUCUCUGACCUACUCCAAAUGACUGUGCCACACUGGUUUGUGGAUCCCUUCAUUGCUGAUGUAUCUGAAGUUGAUGUCACCCUACAAGAAAGUCUCAUUGAACUUCAGAAUAACACAACAGCUCAAGCAAGGUUCAAGCGUGGAGGACACCAGAAGCUGUGGAUGAAUCAAGAUGUGUAUAAGAAGUACCCAAUACUCUGGAAAGAUGUGAAGUUGCUCUUACUUGCCUUUCCCACGUCUUACUUGGUUGAGACUGGUUUCAGUCGGGUGAUGUACCUGCUGUCAAAGACACGAAAUCGCCUUGACAUAGAAAAAAGAGGCGAUUUACGUCUCUCUCUGACAGCUUUCAAGCCAAACAUUGACAAGUUGGCAGCCUUGCAUCAGUCACAGGGAUCCCACUGA